This is a messenger RNA of Brassica rapa (field mustard), 3199 nucleotides long. Its product is annotated as 1-aminocyclopropane-1-carboxylate synthase 8. Gene Ontology annotation, biological process: amino acid metabolic process; biosynthetic process. The record is from RefSeq and is a predicted model, not a curated record. Lineage: Eukaryota; Viridiplantae; Streptophyta; Magnoliopsida; Brassicales; Brassicaceae. Gene Ontology annotation, molecular function: transaminase activity; pyridoxal phosphate binding.
GAAUAAAAAUUAUAAUUUUAAGGGCAUUACUGGCAUUUUGAAAAAAAUUAGUCUAAUAGGACAUAAAGUAAUAUAGAUUAAUAUAAAGGGACAUAGUUACCAUUUUUUUGCUCUAAAAAAACAAUUUUCUCAAUUUUUUUUUCUUUGUAAAAAAGUACUACGAUUUUCACACCUCAAAACAGUUAGUUAAUUACUGGUUCGAUAUCCAACCAUAUUAGUUUCCGAAAAUAGACUUAUCCAUUUAUUAUUAAUAUAAUUUGUAAAUUUAAUUUAGUGGUUAUCAUUAUGCAAAAAGAAGAAGAAAAACUUGAAUUAAACUUUGUAUGUUCCGACACAUUUCCGGCGAUAGAACUAACUAUAUAAUUCGUUCAAAGAUUUCAUCUUGUUCUUGUUCCCAUUGGUUUUAAAAUGUUUUAAUUUCGUUUGUAUAGGUCAUCAAUCAUAUUUUGAUUUGGUUAUAAAAUAUUACUUCGGUUUUAUCAAGUUUGAAAAUAAGACAGACUAUGUAAUGCAAUCAACAUAAUCGCAUGCGUUGAAACUCUCUAUCCGAUGUGUAGAGAAUAUCCUCAUGUCUUUCUAUAUAUUAAAAACUAGUAUAUUCUAAAACGUGCACCAAAAAAUAAUGUAUAUUCUAAAUUUUCAUUUGUGUUAAAAUUUAGCACCUGAUUUAGAAACUAAAGAAUGAAAUAGUUUUCUAUUUAAUUAUUGUUUUAAUACUUUUGUUAUAUUCUCAAAUUUGGAAAUAAAUUAAUUAUAUAUAUAGAUCUAAAGAUGUAAGGAUUUGUUUUUGUUCGUAAGUAACACUUUUAAUGAGUCUUAGAACCUAGCUUAAACGUGAAUGUUAAUUUUAAUUCCAGUAUUUUUCAAGCCUUCCAGUUGUAAUAUUGUGAAAUUUUGUAGAUAUAUAUUUGAAAAUAUAAUUUAGAUUACAAUUUAGAUUACAUAAAUAAAUAUAUCUAUUAAAGGAUAUAUAAAAAAUACAGCCGACAACGUUCACAACAUGUAUAGAUUGUGAAGCAGCCUGGACCAACAUUAACAUGGUCCAAAGAGUUCCUAAAUGCAACAAUGGCAAUUUCACAUUCCUUUUUUAAUUAUUCGUACUACUUGUUGCCAAUAUAUUUUAAUAUGUGGUAUAUCCCAUUUUACAAGUUGAUUUUCCUGUCGCUAUUGCUACUCAUUACUGUUUCUCUCUUUGUUCUACAUGGUUUUUUAUUAACUAUCCAAAUAAUUUUACUCUUAACGGUAAAAUAACUUAAACGCACAAACGGCCUUUAGAAGAGAAAGGCAUAACAUAAACCGUUGUGGUAAGCGUGGUAAUAACUCUUUAAGCUGAGCUUAUUUGAGUGAUUAGGGACGGUGGAUGGAAACGCGUGAAUUGAUUAAUAUUCUUUUAAUUCUCUUGAUUAAUCAUGAAAACAAAAAUUGUUGAAAAUUUGAAUAUCUGACUGGUCAAAUUUCUGUCGUGGCGUAGCAUGAAAACUAUAUAUAAACAUCCACACAUGCCUAGUGACCCUCUCCAUCGUAGCUUACCUACAACAUCUGGCCACAAUCCAAUCAAAACACCUCUUUUCAUUCUCUCUCAAAUCUUCAUUUCCAUAUCUACUUUUUCUCUCCACUUUAUUCUCCUACCCCUUCUCUCUAUCUAGAGCUAAAGAAAAUGGGUAUUUUAUCAAGAAAAGCUACUUGCAACACUCAUGGCCAAGAUUCUUCGUAUUUCCUGGGCUGGGAAGAGUACGAGAAGAACCCUUACGACGAGGUCAAGAACCCUGAUGGCAUUAUCCAAAUGGGUCUCGCAGAAAAUCAGUUAUCUUUCGAUCUUAUUGAGUCAUGGCUUGCCAAGAACCCUGAAGCAGCAAACUUCGAAAGAGAAGGCCAAUCUAUUUUCCGGGAACUAGCUCUCUUCCAAGAUUACCAUGGCCUUCCUUCCUUCAAGAAUGCUAUGGCGGAUUUCAUGUCGGAAAAUAGAGGAAACCGAGUUUCUUUUGAUCCUAAAAAGCUUGUCCUCACCGCGGGUGCUACUUCGGCUAACGAAACUCUUAUGUUCUGUCUCGCUGAUCCUGGAGAUGCUUUCUUGCUCCCUACUCCAUAUUAUCCAGGAUUUGAUAGGGAUUUGAAAUGGCGAACCGGAGUUGAGAUUGUACCAAUCCAAUGCACAAGUGCAAACGGAUUCCGCAUCACCAAAUCCGCACUCGAAGAAGCCUACAAGCAAGCGCAAAAGCUUAACCUAAAAGUUAAAGGAGUCCUUAUAACCAACCCAUCUAACCCGUUGGGUACUACAACAACCCGAACCGAACUAAACCGUCUCUUAGAUUUCGUGUCACGUAAGAAUAUACAUUUGAUAAGCGACGAGAUCUACUCGGGUACUGUUUUCACUUCUACUGGUUUCAUCAGCGUAUUGGAAGUCCUCAAAGAAAAAAAACUCGAAAACACCGAUGUUUCUAAACGUGUCCACAUCGUUUACAGUUUGUCUAAAGAUCUAGGCCUACCUGGUUUUCGCGUUGGAGUUAUUUACUCCAACGAUGAUAUUGUUGUGGCUGCAGCGACAAAAAUGUCUAGUUUCGGUCUAAUAUCUUCUCAAACACAGUACCUCUUAUCCGCAUUGUUAUCCGACAAAAACUUCACUAAGAACUACCUCAAAGAGAAUCAAAUCCGACUCAAAAAUCGACACGAUAAGCUUGUGUCUGGUCUAGAGGCUGUAGGUAUCGAGUGUCUCAAGAGCAAUGCUGGACUCUUCUGCUGGGUCGACAUGAGACACCUAUUGAGAUCUAACACGUUUGAAGCCGAGAUUGAGCUAUGGAAAAAGAUCGUUUACGAGGUUAAGCUCAAUAUCUCUCCCGGUUCUUCGUGCCAUUGUAACGAACCGGGUUGGUUUAGGGUUUGUUUCGCGAAUAUGAGCGAGGAAACACUAAAGGUUGCUUUGAUUAGAUUGAAGAUGUUCGUUGAUGGACCGUCAUCUACUACAAGAAGUCAAAGUGAGCAUCAAAGGCUAAAGACUUUAACAAAGAUGAAAGUCUCUAAUUGGGUUUUACGGCUAUCAUUUCAGGACCGUGAACCCGAGGAACGAUAGUCUGGUUUAUUUUUAUAAUAAAAGUGUAAUAAAUAUGAUUGGUUUUCAUUAUUUUUAGUGAUUUAUUCGUCAGAUGUAUCUUUUUAUCAGAAUUCUAUAUUUUGGUAAAGUUUAUAGAGAAAAGUUCAUGCA